AUGGGCAUUGAAACGUCUCCGCCUGAUGUCGAGGAAUCGACGGAGCCUCCUAUAUGUCCUUUUACGGACAAACACACUCCAAUCUCAAGCAAUCACACACGUGAAGUAAAAACAGAACUCAGCGUGGCGAAGCUAGAGUAUCCUGCCACUCUAGAAACCUCGACGCCACAGGCCAAUAAAUCGGCAAAUGCUGCCUUUAGCAAUGAUGAUGAGAGCUCAGCUCACUGUGCACACACUCUCUCUCCCGAACAACUGGCAAGUCUUCUCCAGGUCGAUGUUCAAAAUGGCUUGUCAAGUACGGAAGCUGCCACUCGCUUGGAGCGGGAUGGCCCGAACAGGGUUCAAGAAAUCGAGGGCGUAUCGACCUGGAAAAUACUGUUGAGGCAGGUUUCCAAUAGUCUAACUAUGGUUCUCCUCAUCACUAUGGCUAUAUCCUUCGGUAUCCAUGACUACAUCGAGGGAGGUGUGAUCACAGCAGUCAUCGUCCUCAACAUUGUCGUAGGUUUCGUCCAAGACUACCGGGCAGAAAAGACAAUUAUGUCGCUGCAUCAACUCUCCGCGCCUGUAUGCAAGGUAUUGCGAGACGGCCGCGUGGUCUCCGUUCCGGCGGAGUCUGUUGUCGUUGGCGAUGUUGUUCAACUCACAGUUGGCGACAUCGUUCCUGCAGAUCUGAGAUUGAUCGACGGUACGAACGUAUCAAUGGAUGAGGCCUUGCUAACGGGCGAAUCUUUGCCUGUGAACAAGACCGCACAGAUUGUGCUUACUUCCCCCAAUAUGCCCAUCGGCGAUAGAACCAACAUGGCAUAUUCUGGAUGUAGCAUGACACAAGGACGGGCAACCGGAAUCGUCACUGCUACCGGAAUGAAAACCGAAGUGGGCAGAAUAGCUAAACUUCUCCAAGAGACUUCAGACGACGCCGAGUCCAGCAGGCUCGUUCGAGCCGUCCGCCAUGUCAAAUCAACAGCGGAGAAUCUCCUCGGCCUUAUUGGUACUCCGCUACAGGUCAAGUUGAGUAAAUUUGCGCUCCUUCUUUUUGCUCUCGCAGUACUCCUGGCAAUUAUCGUCUUUUCUGUCAACAAGUGGGACCUUGAAGGAGAAGUCUUGAUAUAUGGAAUAGCCAUUGGCGUGGCCGUAAUUCCAGAAUCCCUAAUUGCUGUGCUCACGAUAACCAUGGCGGUGGGCACCAAAGCAAUGGCAAAGGGGAACGUUAUCGUCCGGAAGCUUCAAUGUCUGGAAGCUGUUGGGGGUGUCACAAACAUUUGCUCUGACAAGACAGGAACCUUGACGCAAGGAAGGAUGAUUGCGCGUACGGCGUGGAUACCAGGUGCUGGUACUCUGACUGUUCAGGACACCACCGACCCGUACGACCCUACUAGCGGUUUAGUUCAGUUGAACGGGAGUGACUGGGUUCCUGAAAAACAUGGUGAUCACCCGGCUCUCUCUACUUUUCUCGUCACAAUCUCUCUAUGUAAUAUGUCAGUCGUACAAAAUGAAGAGUCAUCUGGCCCUUCAGGUAGUCGCUGGACUGCUGUGGGGGAACCCACCGAGGUCGCCCUGAACGUUCUGGCGCUGCGUGUUGGUUACGAGAAAUCGACGAUACUGCAGAGAGACGGUAUGCAGCUCCACACAGAGUAUCCGUUUGACUCUUCUAUUAAGCGGAUGACAAUCGUUUACAAAAAUUCGCGCGAAAACAUCAACGAGGUGUAUACGAAGGGAGCUCCCGAAGCUGUUCUACCAGGCCUCGCCAUAUCUGAAAAGGAAAUGGACGACAUUCAGUCUGAAGCUGAUAGAAUGGCCGGGGAAGGUCUUCGAGUUCUCUGCAUUGCACACAAAAGAACAACACUCGAAGACCAAUCCCAAGUGUUUCCACGCGCCAUGGCUGAGGCCAAUCUCGAGUUCUGUGGUCUUGUAGGGCUCUACGAUCCUCCCCGUGUCGAAACCGCUGCUGCUGUUCGAAAGUGUCAGAUGGCCGGAAUCACCGUGCAUAUGCUCACUGGCGACCACAUCAAAACGGCGACAGCAAUUGCGUCGGAAGUGGGAAUCCUUGGUUCAAAGAUGGAUGCCAGAUCAUGUCGCUUGGUCAUGGCCGCUGCCGAAUUUGAUGAACUGUCUGAUGCUGACAUAGACGACAUCGAACAGCUACCCCUUGUGAUCGCUAGAUGUAGCCCUGCAACAAAGGUUCGAAUGGUUGAGGCGAUGCAUCGACGUGGCGCUUUCUGUGUGAUGACAGGCGACGGGGUCAACGACUCGCCCGCCCUGAAACGAGCAGAUGUUGGCAUUGCAAUGGGCAAGAAUGGCAGCGAUGUUGCAAAGGAGGCGGCCGACAUGGUACUCACAGACGAUAACUUCUCAUCGAUUGUGAAGGCAGUGGAGGAAGGAAGACGACUUUUUGAUAACAUUCAGAAGUUCCUGAUGCACCUGCUUAUAUCAAAUAUCGCUCAGGUGAUCUUGCUCUUGGUCGCUCUGGCUUUCAAAGAUAAUCAGGGCAACUCAAUAUUUCCUCUUUCGCCGCUUGAAAUCCUCUGGGCCAACUUAGUCACUUCGUCGUUCCUGGCUUUAGGGUUGGGAUUGGAAGAAGGGCAGCCUGAUCUGAUGUACCGUCCACCACAUGACUUGAAGGUCGGCGUCUUCACCAAGGAGCUUAUCACGGACAAAAUGAUCUACGGUACAUUCAUGGGAUCUCUGUGUCUGGUGGCCUUUGUAUGCGUCAUCUAUGGAGCCGGUGCUGGUAUUUCUGACCUGGGAGAGGAUUGCAACAAUGGCUGGAACGAAACCUGCGACGUCGUCUUCCGAGCACGUGCCACAACCUAUGCCUCACUGACAUUUCUUCUGCUGAUCACGGCGUGGGAGGUCAAACAUUUCUCCCGGUCUCUGUUCAAUCUAGAUCCUGAUAAAUAUCCCGGCAAGCUCUCUGUGUUCCAGUCCAUAUGGAGAAAUCGUUUCCUGUUUUGGGCAGUGAUUGCCGGCUUCGUUGUGGCCUUUCCAGUGAUCUACUUGCCUGCCGUCAACAGACUGGUUUUCAAACAUCAAGGUAUCGGAUGGGAGUGGGGAAUUGUCUUCGGAUGUGUCGCUGUGUACCUGGCGCUUGUGGAAAGUUGGAAGGCAACCAAGAGGGCUUACGGGAUUGGAACCGGGAAGAACUCAAUGCUCACCAUGAUGGAUGCUGAGAUGAGAGCCGGUUUGACGCCAUCUACUCUUUUGUCGAUGAGUGCCAAUGCCAGCGUGGAGAUGAAGUAG
This is a messenger RNA of Aspergillus viridinutans, 3237 nucleotides long. Its product is annotated as putative potassium/sodium P-type ATPase. Gene Ontology annotation, molecular function: P-type calcium transporter activity; ATP binding; ATP hydrolysis activity. The transcript is spliced from 5 exons. Gene Ontology annotation, biological process: intracellular calcium ion homeostasis; calcium ion transmembrane transport. The record is from RefSeq and is a predicted model, not a curated record. Bases 1 to 3237 code for a protein of 1078 amino acids. Lineage: Eukaryota; Fungi; Ascomycota; Eurotiomycetes; Eurotiales; Aspergillaceae. Gene Ontology annotation, cellular component: plasma membrane.